AUGACUAUUUCAUCAAUAUCUGAACCACGACGCCCGAUAGUUCAUCUCAAUGGCUUCCCAGGCGUCGGAAAGCUAACCAUCGCCCACUCCCUUCUAAAGCAACUCCCCUCCGCAAAACUCGUGCAUAACCACCUCCUAAUAAACCCCGCCGACGCUGUUCUCCACCGCACCCAGCCAGGUUAUCAAAGCCUCCGCCGCGGAAUCCGGAGCUCUAUAUUCUCCGCGCUGGCCAAUGAGCCCGCAACAUUCGACACAACUUACAUCUUUACGGAUUUCCAGAGCGACGACGGCCUCGGCACGGCCGUGUGCGCAGAAUAUCUCGCCACUGCAGAAGCACGACGUGCCGUUCUCGUACCUAUUCUGCUCUUCUGUGACGAAAGGACCAAUAUGCAGCGCCUGGUCUCGUCGGAUCGAGAAUUACACUCGAAGCUGACAGACGUCGAGCUUGUCACCCAGUUCCGUCGUGAGGGGGAUGUACAUCGCUUCACUGGCCACCCAAAUUAUUUGGAACUCGAUGUGUCUCAUUUCACGCCCGAAGAGGCAGCGAAAACGAUAUGUGAGCAUAUCAGGGGUGUUUGUCCGGAGUUGUAA
This is a messenger RNA of Penicillium verrucosum, 591 nucleotides long. RefSeq lists its product as uncharacterized. NCBI's taxonomy places the organism in Eukaryota, Fungi, Ascomycota, Eurotiomycetes, Eurotiales, Aspergillaceae. The record is from RefSeq and is a predicted model, not a curated record. The transcript has a single exon. The coding region runs from base 1 to 591 and encodes 196 amino acids.